This is a messenger RNA of Tetrahymena thermophila SB210, 600 nucleotides long. RefSeq lists its product as hypothetical. The transcript has a single exon. The record is from RefSeq and is a predicted model, not a curated record. NCBI's taxonomy places the organism in Eukaryota, Ciliophora, Oligohymenophorea, Hymenostomatida, Tetrahymenidae.
AUGUUCGAUUAUAAUUACUCUAUAUUGAUAGAACAGCUAGCUAAUAAGUCUAAUAAAUUAAUUAAUUUUAGUUAUUGUUUUUAAAGAUAAGAUUCAUCUGAUUCAAAUUUUCUUUGUAGCUAAGCAGAAUUUAUUAAGUGUUUGAUAUAGUAAAUAAAUAAUUAUUGGCAGAAUGCUAUAGACAGCUACAAAUUAAAAGCCAGCUCAGCGAAAUCAGAAAUCAAUUAAUAAUAAUUAUAAAUUAAUAAAAAAGUAUUAAUUAACACACAAAAAAAGCAACAAAAAACAAGCCAAAAAACUUACGUAAAACUAAAAGCCCUCAAGCCUAACACAAGUUUUGCAAAUCAAUCCGAACUAACUAAUUUAGUAAAUAAGAAACAAUCUAAAACAGUUUUAACUACUACAAUCUCCUCUAUAAAAUGUCACACAAUAACAAAGUUCAAGACAAAAAACACCAAAAGGUCCCUGAAGAAAAACAAGAAAGAAACGACAGAUAGAAUAACCACUCUAUGGGUAAAAAUAAAGCUCAACACGAAUACCUUGCUGAAGAUUUGGGUGAUUAUGCUGAUAUCUGCAAGAACGUUAACAAGAACUUCUUGA